AUCGACUGCCUCGCUCUCGAUUCUCUUGUCAGUGUGUCAGUCAUAUCUGUGACAUUGUUCUAGUGCAGUGUCUUUGUCAAGCUUUUAAUUUUUAGAAAACAGCGUUUCAAGGUUUAAUCAUGUCCGCUUCUCCUACCGAGAAACCUGUUUCAAUUGCUCGCGAAUAUGCAAAUGUAAAUCAGGAUAUGCCUAGAGAAUACUGGGAUUACGAUGCACUUGAAAUCUUAUGGGGCGGUCAAGACAAUUACGAAAUCAUUCGCAAGAUUGGCCGUGGUAAAUACUCGGAAGUCUUUGAAGGCAUCAAUGUGGCCAACGAUGAAAAGUGUGUCAUCAAAGUGCUCAAGCCAAUUAAAAAGAAAAAAAUUAAGCGUGAAAUCAAGAUUCUGCAGAAUCUAUCUGGUGGUACAAAUAUCAUUCAAUUGUUGGAUAUCGUGCGCGAUCCACAGUCAAAAACACCUGCUCUUAUAUUUGAGCAUGUCAACAGCAAUGAUUUUAAAGUCCUUUACCCAAAACUCACCGACUAUGACGUUCGUUACUAUAUCUUUGAACUCCUCAAGGCAUUGGACUUUUGUCACUCUCGUGGUAUUAUGCACCGCGAUGUCAAACCUCACAAUGUAAUGAUUGACCAUGAGCAGCGAAAACUUCGCUUGAUCGACUGGGGUCUUGCAGAAUUUUAUCAUGCAGGUACUGAAUAUAAUGUGCGUGUAGCAUCGCGCUACUUUAAAGGACCAGAACUUCUUGUAGAUUUUCAAGAAUACGAUUACUCGCUAGACAUGUGGAGUCUAGGCUGUAUGUUUGCCAGCAUGAUCUUUCGCAAAGAGCCCUUUUUUCAUGGUAGUGACAACUAUGACCAACUUGUGGCCAUUUCAAAAGUGCUUGGAACUGAUGAACUUUAUGCUUAUCUGGACAAAUACGAUAUUGAGCUGAGCGAGCACUUUGAUGGUAUUCUUGGAAGACAUCCAAGAAAAGAAUGGGAGAGUUUUGUGAUUCCAGAAAACCAACGAUACAUUUCACCCGAGGCACUUGAUUUGCUUGAUCAGCUUUUGAAAUACGAUCACCAAGAACGAUUGACACCACGUGAAGCAAUGCGACAUGCGUAUUUUGCGCCUGUAGUGGAACGGAAGAGAAAUGAGGAUGAAUCCAAGCAAUAGUAAUAUUGUUUGGGAGUCGAUUUAAGAAUUAAUUGUUUGUUUUUGUUUUAGUGUAGUUGAGUCGUGUUGCUGCAGUUUGGGUUGAAAAGUCACGUGUAUGACAGAAUGAACAAGUCACGUGUAUGAGGAUAAAAUUUAAAUUUGCUUGCAAAAUCCACUCGCAGCAUUUUAGCGAAAUGCAAUGCCAUUACGUGGUGUUGGGAGUGGAAAGAACUGCAACUGCCGAUGAAUUGAAAAAAGCAUACAGAAGCAAGG
This is a messenger RNA of Batrachochytrium dendrobatidis JAM81, 1406 nucleotides long. RefSeq lists its product as uncharacterized. Gene Ontology annotation, cellular component: protein kinase CK2 complex; nucleus; cytosol. Bases 120 to 1151 code for a protein of 343 amino acids. The record is from RefSeq and is a predicted model, not a curated record. Lineage: Eukaryota; Fungi; Chytridiomycota; Chytridiomycetes; Rhizophydiales. The transcript has 9 exons. Gene Ontology annotation, biological process: regulation of transcription by RNA polymerase I; regulation of transcription by RNA polymerase III; regulation of cell cycle. Gene Ontology annotation, molecular function: ATP binding; protein serine/threonine kinase activity.